AUGGCGAAGGACGAACGAUCGGCAAAGAUCUCGGUCGAGCCGGAAUCGAACAAGCUACCGAACUUCCUAAACUCGGUUCGGCUCAAGUACGUGAAGCUCGGCUACCACUACCUAAUCUCACACGCCAUGUACCUCCUCCUCAUCCCCCUCCUGGCCGCGUCCUCUGUCCACGUGUCGACCCUCACGGCGCACGACCUCGCCGCCCUGUGGGCCCACCUCAAGUUCAACCUCGUCUCGGUCGUCCUCUGCUCCGCCCUCGCCGUGUUCCUCGCCACACUCUACUUCAUGACCCGGCCCAGAAAGGUCUACCUUCUCGACUUCGCGUGCUACAAGCCCGGCCCGACCUCCAUGUGCACGAAGGAGAUGUUCCUGGACAAGUCGAAGCUCGCGGGGAGCUUCACGGACGAGAACCUCAACUUCCAGAGGAAGAUACUCGAGCGGUCGGGUCUGGGCCAGAAGACGUACUUCCCGGACGCCAUCAUGCGGGUCCCGGCGAACCCGUGCAUGGCCGAGGCCCGGCGCGAGGCCGAGGAGGUCAUGUUCGGGGCCAUCGACGAGUUGCUCGCCAAGACGGGGGUGCGGGCUAAGGACAUAGGGAUACUCGUCGUGAAUUGCAGCCUGUUUAACCCGACGCCUUCUCUUUCGGCCAUGGUGAUUAAUCAUUAUAAGCUGAGGGGGAAUAUCUUGAGCUAUAAUCUUGGUGGGAUGGGGUGCAGUGCUGGGCUCAUCUCCAUUGACCUUGCCAAACAGCUCCUCCAGGUGCAACCCAAUUCAUAUGCCUUGGUCGUGAGCAUGGAGAACAUCACCCUCAAUUGGUACUUCGGAAACAACCGGUCGAUGCUCGUCUCGAACUGCAUCUUCCGAAUGGGUGGGGCCGCCAUCCUCCUCUCCAACAAGUCAUCCGACCGCAAGCGCUCGAAAUACCAACUCAUCCACACCGUCCGAACCCACAAGGGCGCGGACGACCGUAGCUAUUCGUGCGUCUUCCAAGAAGAGGACGAUUCCCACAAAGUCGGAGUUUCCCUCUCCAAAGACCUCAUGGCCGUGGCCGGUGAGGCGCUCAAGACCAACAUCACGACCCUCGGCCCACUCGUCCUCCCAAUGUCCGAGCAAUUGUUGUUCUUUGUCACGCUUGUCGCGAGGAAAGUGUUCAAGAUGAAGAUCAAGCCGUACAUUCCGGACUUCAAGCUCGCGUUCGAGCAUUUUUGUAUCCAUGCCGGUGGUAGGGCGGUGUUGGACGAGCUCGAGAAGAAUUUGGAGUUGAGCGAGUGGCACAUGGAGCCUUCGAGGAUGACUUUGUAUAGGUUUGGGAAUACCUCGAGUAGCUCGUUGUGGUACGAGCUGGCGUACACUGAGGCCAAAGGUAGGGUUAGGAAAGGGGAUCGGACGUGGCAAAUAGCGUUCGGGUCGGGAUUCAAGUGUAAUAGCGCGGUUUGGAAAGCGUUGAGGAGGAUCGACCCGGCUAAGGAGAAGAAUCCUUGGGUGGACGAGAUUCAUGAGUUUCCGGUGGAGGUGCCGAGAGUCGCGACUCUUAAUAAUUAA
Striga hermonthica is the source of this 1542-nucleotide messenger RNA. The record is from the annotation of a GenBank genome assembly. NCBI's taxonomy places the organism in Eukaryota, Viridiplantae, Streptophyta, Magnoliopsida, Lamiales, Orobanchaceae.